Messenger RNA from Perca fluviatilis (European perch), 2323 nucleotides. Its product is annotated as sprouty-related, EVH1 domain-containing protein 2-like. Bases 607 to 2004 code for a protein of 465 amino acids. Gene Ontology annotation, biological process: negative regulation of MAPK cascade; multicellular organism development. The transcript is spliced from 6 exons. Gene Ontology annotation, cellular component: membrane. Gene Ontology annotation, molecular function: protein kinase binding. Lineage: Eukaryota; Metazoa; Chordata; Actinopteri; Perciformes; Percidae. The record is from RefSeq and is a predicted model, not a curated record.
UCGACGUCACCGCUUCCGCCCUGAAUCCCCCUCCUCCCCCCUCUCCCUCCCCCGGCGUCGUUGGAGCUGCUCGGCUGCCUGCAAUCCAACAUGGAGUAGAGAGAGAUGGGGCUCUAGCGGGGCCACCCCUCGGUAACAACAGCGACGACGCGCUUUUUACGCACAACUGGAACCUAAGUCGUCGGUGAAAACAUGCGCCUUAGGAUUUAAAACGGAGUGUGUGCCUUGUGUGUUCGUUCGUGCGUGUGUGUGUGUGUUUGGGGAGGGGGGGAGCGAAGAGAAGAGCUGGAUUCUGCUACUAAAUUGUCUGUAUAGGCUACGUUACCUACUGAAGGCGAUGGGGUAUUAAAAAAGGUAGGCUAUAAGAAAGGUGCAUUUGCGAUCCAGAAGAAACUGGGUGUCUUCGGGGGGAAAUAGGGGGAAAGUGAGGAAAAAGAAGACGAGAGGCUCAGCCAGUCGAAGGCAAAGCCAAAGAGCCGACACUCGCACAAAGGCGCAGGGGGAUUUAUGCGGAAUUGGAGACAGAAUCGGAGGAGCAGCGGUGAAAGAAUGACGAGCGAAAAGUAUGCAACCGCCGUGGUACAUUACCUGAGGUGAAACGAGAAAAUGAUAGAAGAAACACACCCAAACGAUGACAGCUACAUCGUGCGUGUGAAAGCGGUGGUGAUGACGCGGGACGACUCGAGCGGGGGUUGGCUGGCCCAGGACGGGGGAGCUCUGAGCAGGGUCGGGGUCUGCCGCCUCCUUCCGCCAGAGCUGGCGCCCGUGCCGACCUCCUGUAGCUCCCAGUUCCUCAUCCGUGGUGAGCGGCUGCGGGACAAACGGGUGAUCAUGGACUGUCCGUUAAAAAAGGACCUUGUGUACACCAUAGCAACGCCCACGUUUCACCAUUGGAAGGUGGAGGACAGGAAGUGCGGCCUGUCCUUCCAGAGUCCAGCUGACGCCAGAGCGUUCGACAGAGGGGUACGGAAAGCCAUCGAGGACCUGGCUGAAGGCUCCACAACCUCCUCUACAGCACUCCAGAAUGAGGGCGAGCUGGGCGACGACGACGUCUUCACUAACACCACAGACAGCUCAUCCAACUCCUCCCAGAAACUGGAGAGCUCUCUGCAGCCGCUCGAGUCCUCGCCCCUUCCGCAGAGACACAAGUGCAUGCUGGGACAUCGCCACGACCUCCACGACCCCUAUCGGCUCUCAGACCACUACUUCAUGGACCAGCCGUUGUCUCGGCUUCCCCGUCAUGUCACCUUCCAGGAGGACGAGGAAAUCGUCCGCAUCAACCCUCGGGAGCGCAGCUGGGAGCGAACCACCGAGCGCCACUAUGGACGUCAGUCAGAUCGCUCCUGGCUCACGGGCUACGAGGACUACCGCCACGCCACCGUGCGUGACAAGUUCAUCCAAAUGGACGACCCCGAGUCCUACGUCCACUUUGCCAAGACAGAGGCGCAGAAGCACGACUACACCUAUCCUCUGGCACCGUCCCUGUCGCCCUCAGACUCUGACCCCGCCCUCGGACCCUUGGUCAAUAAGGGCCCCGGCGGCUCGUAUCGCCAGGGCUUCUCCCCUGUGGUCUCCGCUCAGCCCCGCUCCUUCCUCCCGAGCUCCUCAUCGUCCAAUGGCGGAAAGGGGCGGAAGGAGGACGGGUUGGAGCGAGCUCAGUGCGAGCACUGCGGCGAGGCCUUUUACGUCUCCGACAACCGGAGAGGCCGGUGCCACGAUGCGCCGGACCCUGUGCGGGCGUGCAUCCAGCGGGUCAGCUGCAUGUGGCUGGCAGACACCAUGCUAUACCACUGCAUGUCCGACCCAGAAGGGGACUACUCGGACCCCUGCUCCUGUGACGGGGGCGAGGGCGGCGGGGGGGGCCGAUUCGGCUCGCGGUGGUUCGCUCUGUUUGGCUUGUCUCUGGUGGCGCCCUGCCUGUGCCUCUACCCUCCUCUCCACGCUUGCCACCGGGCGGGGCUCAGGUGCGGCUGCUGCGGAGGCCGACACAAGGCCCUGAGCUGAGCAGCCGCGCUUGGAAACCUCUCAGAGGAAAACAACAAAAACCUAAACCCAACGCAAGCACAGGGAAAGGGAAGGAUGGGGUAAUACACAGAGGGGACAAGUGGUAAUGGCUGCUCACUCUUUUGCCUUGGUUUCUCUGGGAUUGUCUACAAAUUCCAGACACUGAAAUAAGCCAAAAAAAAAACAACUGUUGGUGCAUUUUCUGAACGGCCUGGGAAGAUAAGCUCCCCCUUACGGCAGACAGUUCUCUCAGCUCUCCACGUGGCCAUUUCAUGCUCUGUUUCUAGUGAGAGAGCACUCUUUUUCAGGGGGCCUUUUU